This is a messenger RNA of Tigriopus californicus, 2531 nucleotides long. It is a transcript of the gene mav, whose product is annotated as protein 60A-like. Gene Ontology annotation, cellular component: extracellular region. The coding region runs from base 615 to 1517 and encodes 300 amino acids. Gene Ontology annotation, molecular function: cytokine activity; growth factor activity. The record is from RefSeq and is a predicted model, not a curated record. The transcript has 2 exons. Gene Ontology annotation, biological process: SMAD protein signal transduction; BMP signaling pathway. NCBI's taxonomy places the organism in Eukaryota, Metazoa, Arthropoda, Copepoda, Harpacticoida, Harpacticidae.
CAGGGGCCUGAGCGAGAUUCAUUCGUAAAUAUUUUUCUUCAUGGCGGUCAAGCAGUCUGGGGAUAUUCGAAUGAGUGUGUGUAUGUUGUAUACGUCGGGAGAACCCAGAAAAAGAGCACGGAGGAAGCUGCGAGUAGCUGCUCAGUCCUCACUUCUCAGCGUCAGAAUGCGCUUCCCUUCCAUGUUCCAUGCUGAAGAAAAGUAAAAUCGCCGAGAUUGGAUCCAACCCACUGGAAGUCCGUCCACCCAGUGGGUGGGUGAAGAGGAUAGGGUAGCUUUCGUUUCUUCGAAUGAGGCCUGAGGUUCGUCGAGAGCUAGACUUCACAAACACCGAGGGGACAGCGAUGGGGUAAUGUGUCUCAAAUUAGGAUCGCGUGAGGAAGGUAAAGAAAAAGAAGAAGAAGAAGAAGAAAAACCCACAUCGCGAUUUAGAGGUGAUGUCAGAGACAUAUCAAAUUAUUUCGACGGAUGACUGCAUUGCUGAGCGUCAUGGGAAAUGACCCGAUUACAGCAGGACUUCAACUAGUAAUUUGUGGGCAAGAAGGAAACGGAAUGCAAGGCUAGCAACCAAAGCCAAAGUCAACCACCAGAAUCAAUCACCAGAGACCGACUCAAUGACGGUGUUCUAUCCCCUGGAGACAAGCGACGAUGAGGAAGCCAAGGACAAUCUGAUCAUGGUGGAGUCGGCUACCCUACACCUCCGAUUACGCCUGAAAUCACCCAUGAAGCUUCAGGCAGGUCAACGGGACGAGGCCAAAGUGUCCGUCAGACAAAUAUUGGACGCCGACGAUGAGCGCAGUGGGAUCGUGAUCCACAGCGAGCGAUUCAACGCGAAGAAUGCAUUUGCCAAGAACACUCGCGGCUCCCUCCGGAAUACGAUCGACCUCAGCUUGGACGUGUCUCACGCUGUGCAACAAUGGAUCCUCCGUCCCAACGAGAACUACGGCCUGCACAUCGAGUGCCCGAGUUGCUCAGCCUUGGGACUUGAACUCGUUCAACCCAAGACGAAGACACCCUCCCUAGUGGUUGACACGAAGCAGAAGACCAUGUCCUUCCGAGAGCGACAAAAGCGAUCCUAUCUGGAUAUGGACUCUGUAAUCCUGCGCAAAUCCCGUCGUCGACGAGUGGAUUGUCGUUCCCCAGCAACCAAUCCCCUCGUCAAGUCCAAUAAACGCCCAAAGCGACAAAGAUGUUGCCGACAAACCAUGAAGAUCGACUUCAGCAAGUUGGAGGGCUUCCAACACAUCCUCCAGCCGGCCGCUUUCGAUGCCCAUGUGUGCCAGGGCCGGUGUCCCAGUCGGUUCAAUCCGGCCAAUGAUCACGCCUUGCUCCAAAGCCUUAUGCACAUGGAGACGCGACACCUGGGGAAGCGCGAGCAGGGCAAGGUCCCGCGGCCUUGUUGCGCUCCGGCCAAAAUGCUGCCACUCCCCAUUCUGCACCUGUCCGAGAACAGCCAGCAAAAGCUGGACGUGUCCCAUUGGAAGAACGUGAUUGUUGGUGAAUGCCGAUGCUCCUAGAUUGUGUUGAACCACAAAUAGGCCAGCACAUCUAGGUAGUCCUCUUGUUGCAUCCAAUUCAUCCGUUUCAAGAACCAUAUCAGUAUUCCAUGCCCAGUCACCCAGGCCGUCAUAACAACUCGUUUUCCUCGAGUCCCCCGAGCUCGAUUCCGGCUGUGAUUUGUCUCAGAGCACAAACCUCCUUGACACCCUCUUGGCAUGCCCCGCACCCUGACCCCUUUCACUCCGCAUGUCAGCACUUUGGUGUCCUAAGAGUCCCAGGUCAACCCCCUGAAAGUACGCCAGCCUCCAUGAAGCAAACCUCAACGCCUACUUCCAAAGUGGGUACAAUCAAAACAAGGCCGUUGACUUCCACCUGGGUUGUGAGUGGGCUGCAGGUUGGCCUCGACCAAGUCGACCUCAAUCAGAAGUUUCGCAUCAGAUUUUGUCCAACGCGCAUCGGUUGAGGCGCGAUUGACGUGGGUCUAAGACCCCAAGGCAAUCAAUCAUACACAACAAUAUCUCCACCACCUCCACCACUACCACUAAGACUCUGGCCCCGGCUAACGACUGUUGGCACCUCCAUUGUGGUCUCCCCUCAAUUUCCCUCCCUGUAUUCUCCCUCCAAGCUGUGAUAAUAAUUUUGAAUUGUAGGUGUGCUAUCUAUUAUAAUGCAUCCAAGGACAAACCUAAUAGAAAUCCUUCGAUUCCCUACCUACUCCCGCUCUCUAACUAGAACAAACGUGACCUCACUCACGCAAAUGAAGCAAGACGCCACGACCACGCCCAUUCCUCCUCCCACUCUUCCAACCUGGAUAUUUUAACUAUCUCACAAUGGGUUCCCUAUAUACACCCACACAUAUCCCUCUGCUCGCAUGUUAACCAAACGACAAGUCUCCAGCCUGCUUGUUCAUUUCUUCUGAUUGCAAGAUCAAUGAUGCGUUUGUGGUAGUAUUAUCUUAAUUAUAAUCAUUAUAUAGUCAUUAAUACAGUAAAUAAAACAAAUUCAAACCUCUAAAUCGAUAACAUUUCUGA